GUCUCAUUUGUUUUAGUAUCAUUGAUCUAGUCGAACGUGACUUAGUAUAAAUCUAGUUGGUGAUAACGAAGUAAUAUUAAAAUAAUUUAGGAAAGUAAAAAUGAGGGAAAUAGUUCAUAUACAAGCCGGACAGUGUGGAAAUCAAAUUGGCGCUAAGUUUUGGGAGGUGAUCUCCGACGAGCACGGAAUCGACCCCACGGGGACAUACCACGGAGACUCAGAUCUUCAGCUGGAGAGAAUCAACGUCUACUACAAUGAGGCCACUGGCGGCAAAUACGUGCCCAGAGCCAUCCUCGUGGACCUCGAGCCUGGCACCAUGGACUCCGUGCGCUCGGGACCCUUCGGGCAGAUCUUCCGACCAGACAACUUCGUCUUCGGCCAGUCGGGCGCAGGAAAUAACUGGGCUAAGGGACAUUACACGGAAGGCGCUGAACUCGUCGAUUCCGUCCUAGAUGUCGUCAGGAAAGAGGCUGAAGGAUGUGAUUGCCUACAAGGUUUCCAGCUUACCCAUUCGCUUGGAGGCGGCACUGGAGCGGGACUAGGAACGCUGUUGAUCUCAAAGAUUCGAGAGGAGUAUCCUGACCGGAUCAUGAACACAUUCAGCGUCGUGCCAUCGCCCAAAGUAUCCGACACAGUCGUAGAACCCUACAAUGCCACCUUGUCCGUGCAUCAGCUGGUGGAAAACACUGAUGAAUCCUACUGUAUCGACAAUGAGGCGCUGUAUGACAUCUGCUUCAGAACUCUGAAGUUGACUACACCCACAUAUGGCGAUCUAAACCAUUUGGUCUCCGCAACGAUGUCUGGCGUCACCACUUGUCUCAGGUUCCCCGGCCAACUGAAUGCAGAUUUGAGGAAGCUCGCAGUGAACAUGGUGCCUUUCCCUCGUCUGCAUUUCUUCAUUCCAGGGUUUGCCCCGCUAACAUCUCGCGGCAGUCAGCAGUACCGCGCCCUGACUGUCCCAGAGCUGACACAACAGAUGUUCGACGCCAAGAACAUGAUGGCUGCCUGCGAUCCGCGUCACGGAAGAUACUUGACCGUGGCUGCUGUAUUUAGAGGCAGAAUGUCAAUGAAAGAAGUAGAUGAACAGAUGAUGAAUAUCCAGAAUAAGAACUCUUCAUACUUCGUUGAGUGGAUUCCGAAUAAUGUGAAGACCGCAGUGUGCGAUAUUCCGCCUCGAGGUUUGAAGAUGUCUGCCACUUUCAUUGGAAACUCUACGGCCAUACAGGAGUUGUUCAAGCGUAUUUCGGAGCAGUUUACUGCUAUGUUCAGACGCAAGGCGUUCUUGCACUGGUACACUGGAGAGGGGAUGGACGAGAUGGAGUUUACUGAAGCGGAAAGCAACAUGAAUGACCUGGUGUCUGAGUACCAGCAGUACCAGGAUGCUACCGCCGAGGAAGAAGGAGAGUUUGAUGAGGAAGAAGAGGGUGGCGACGAGGGAGACUAGAUUACUUUUUGUUAAGAUUAUAUUGUAUGUUUUUAUAUAUUUAUUUUAUUACAUUUUAUGAUGUGGUAAAA
This is a messenger RNA of Plodia interpunctella (Indianmeal moth), 1515 nucleotides long. RefSeq names its product tubulin beta chain. NCBI's taxonomy places the organism in Eukaryota, Metazoa, Arthropoda, Insecta, Lepidoptera, Pyralidae. The record is from RefSeq and is a predicted model, not a curated record. Bases 101 to 1444 code for a protein of 447 amino acids. Gene Ontology annotation, biological process: microtubule cytoskeleton organization; mitotic cell cycle. The transcript is spliced from 2 exons. Gene Ontology annotation, cellular component: cytoplasm; microtubule. Gene Ontology annotation, molecular function: GTPase activity; GTP binding; structural constituent of cytoskeleton.